This is a messenger RNA of Phytophthora sojae, 1284 nucleotides long. RefSeq lists its product as hypothetical. The record is from RefSeq and is a predicted model, not a curated record. Gene Ontology annotation, molecular function: protein binding. The coding region runs from base 1 to 1284 and encodes 427 amino acids. Gene Ontology annotation, cellular component: ciliary basal body. The transcript is spliced from 2 exons. Gene Ontology annotation, biological process: protein localization to cilium; cilium assembly. Lineage: Eukaryota; Oomycota; Peronosporomycetes; Peronosporales; Peronosporaceae.
AUGCCCAAGGAGAGCUCGCUGGACAGCAUCCGGUCCCCGCGGUCGCACCAUGGCGCGCGCACGAGCUCCAGCAGCCACAUGUCGGAGCCGUCGGCGCGGAACUGGUACCUGCAUCGGCUGUACCUGCGCUCCGAACUCAAGGAGUGUCUGCGCGUGAUCGAGGGCGUGCUGCGAGAGCACCAGGGGCUCAGUGAGUACCCUUUGUACGUGAAGGCACUGAUCCUGCGGCAGUCCGGCCGCAUCCAAGAGAGUCUGCAGCUGUUCCAAGCCGCGGCGUGUCUGAACCCGGAGAACAAGGAGAACCUCAAGCAGGUCGGGAGGUCGCUCUACCUGCUGGGCAAGCACACGGCCGCGAUCGAGGUGUACGAGGAGAUCCUGACCAUGGGGCGAGUGGACGACUGGGAGAUCUACCACAGCAUUGGCCUCUGCCACAUGUACCUCAAGGACUACGACCGCGCGGCGCAGAACUUCCAGCGCGCGAACACGAUCAACCGCCACGACGCGACCUUCUUGCAACUCGGCAAGGUGCACACGCUGCGCGAGGACUUUAAGGCUGCGAUCAACGUGUACUUGGAAGCACUGGAGUUCUCACCAGAGAAUCCCGAGAUCCUGACGACUCUCGGGCUGCUGUAUCUGCGCGUUGGCGAGAACUUUCGCGCCUUCGACUAUCUCGGCAACUCGCUCACGCACGACCCGCGCAACCCGAAGACCAUUCUCGCGGCGGGCUCCAUCAUCCAAGACCACGGCGACAUGGACGUUGCCCUCGUCAAGUACCGAGUGGCUGCAGCGCAAACGCCCAACUCGGCGCAGCUCUGGAACAACGUCGGCAUGUGCUUCUUCGGCAAGCAGCGCUACGUGGCGUCCGUGGCCUGCCUCAAGCGCGCGCUGUACCUGGACCCGUUCGAGUGGAUCACGUCGUAUAACUUAGGGCUGGUGCACCUCAACACGGGCCAGUACGCGUCGGCCUUCCACUUCUUCAGUGCCGCGAUCAACCUCAAGCCGGACUUCCCGAGCUCGUACAUGUACUUGGCCAUCACGCUCAGUCGGCUGGACGACUUCGAGAACGCGUGCAGUGCGUUCGACAAGGCCAUCGAAAUGGAACGCGAUCACAUGUUCCACCUCAACUAUGCCAUCACGCUGUACAACAACGACGAGAUGGAGCGCGCCAAGGUGCAGUUCGACCGCUUCGAGGAGAUCUUCGAGGGUCUCGACGAGGAAGCUCGCUCGGCCGACCCAGAAGUGCAGGAGCAGCGCCAAGCUCUGCUGAACGCGCUCGUGGACUGA